Messenger RNA from Rhineura floridana, 1849 nucleotides. RefSeq names its product tubulin alpha-1C chain-like. The record is from RefSeq and is a predicted model, not a curated record. The transcript has 4 exons. Gene Ontology annotation, biological process: microtubule cytoskeleton organization; mitotic cell cycle. Gene Ontology annotation, cellular component: microtubule; cytoplasm. Bases 114 to 1463 code for a protein of 449 amino acids. Lineage: Eukaryota; Metazoa; Chordata; Lepidosauria; Squamata; Rhineuridae. Gene Ontology annotation, molecular function: structural constituent of cytoskeleton; GTP binding.
UAUAGUUUAGACCCAGUUUUUACUCACUGGCGGCUCCCUGAACGGGUCGAUUAGUGAGAAAGACUCAACUCACUCCCUUUGCUUUUAUUUUCCUGUCCUGCUUGCCAAGAAGCAUGCGUGAGUGCAUCUCCAUCCACGUUGGCCAAGCUGGUGUCCAGAUUGGCAAUGCCUGCUGGGAACUCUACUGCCUUGAACAUGGUAUCCAGCCUGAUGGGCAGAUGCCCAGUGACAAGACCAUUGGGGGAGGAGACGACUCCUUCAACACUUUCUUCAGUGAGACGGGAGCUGGCAAGCAUGUCCCCAGGGCCGUCUUCAUAGACUUGGAGCCAACUGUGAUUGAUGAGGUGCGCACUGGAACCUACCGCCAGCUCUUCCACCCUGAGCAGCUCAUCACUGGCAAGGAAGAUGCUGCCAACAACUAUGCCAGGGGCCACUACACCAUUGGCAAAGAGAUCAUUGACUUGGUCAUCGACAGGCUCAGGAAGCUGGCUGACCAGUGCACAGGGCUCCAGGGCUUCCUGGUCUUCCACAGCUUUGGUGGAGGCACUGGCUCUGGUUUUACUUCCCUGCUGAUGGAGCGUCUGUCUGUUGACUAUGGCAAGAAGUCCAAGCUAGAGUUCUCCAUCUACCCAGCUCCUCAGGUCUCCACAGCUGUAGUCGAGCCCUACAAUUCCAUCCUGACCACCCACACUACCCUGGAGCACUCCGACUGCGCCUUCAUGGUAGACAAUGAGGCCAUCUAUGACAUUUGCCGCAGGAACCUGGACAUCGAGCGCCCCACUUACACCAACCUCAACCGCCUCAUCAGCCAGAUUGUGUCCUCCAUCACAGCCUCCCUGCGAUUUGAUGGUGCCCUGAAUGUAGAUCUGACAGAAUUCCAGACCAAUUUGGUGCCCUAUCCCCGUAUCCAUUUCCCUCUGGCCACCUACGCCCCAGUCAUCUCUGCUGAGAAAGCUUACCAUGAACAGCUGACUGUAGCAGAGAUCACCAAUGCUUGUUUCGAGCCAGCCAACCAGAUGGUGAAAUGUGACCCUCGUCACGGUAAAUACAUGGCCUGCUGCCUGUUGUACCGUGGGGAUGUUGUUCCCAAAGAUGUCAAUGCUGCUAUUGCCACCAUCAAGACCAAACGUAGCAUCCAGUUUGUAGACUGGUGCCCCACUGGUUUCAAGGUUGGUAUCAACUACCAGCCCCCCACCGUGGUCCCUGGAGGUGACCUGGCCAAAGUGCAGCGUGCAGUCUGCAUGCUGAGCAACACCACAGCCAUUGCUGAGGCCUGGGCUCGCCUGGACCACAAGUUUGACCUGAUGUAUGCCAAGCGUGCCUUUGUCCACUGGUACGUUGGGGAAGGGAUGGAGGAAGGAGAGUUUUCGGAGGCUCGGGAGGACAUGGCUGCCCUAGAGAAGGAUUAUGAGGAGGUUGGGGCAGACAGCGCUGAUGGGGACGAUGAGGGGGAUGAGUUCUGAUCUUUUUUGUUUCUGUUCUCUGCUUGCUCCUGUCUACUUCUGGAUUUCUCUUGCUGUCUGUUGGUCAUUAAAAAAAAUACCCAGUUGAAAGCAGUCUUGUUCUUUCUUUAUAGAACAAACUGUGCCCUGUCCUUUUGAGCUGUGUAAAGGGGCCUUAGGCCAGGGGCCUUCUGUGGAUGGUGCCAGCUGAGAACAUGCUUGGCUGGAAUGGGACUGGCGAGGCUAUUCGGGUUGGCAAAGUUUGAAUGACUGCAUCGAGGCAACACAAUCAUUCACAACCCAGUGGAGCAUGUAAGGGCACUGUCCUGGAAAUUUGCAGCUCUUUAGCAAUUGUUUUUAUAUUGUUUUAUAUUGUUUUAUAUUGCUUUAAAUUUUAAAAUAUGUGU